Vigna umbellata (rice bean) is the source of this 711-nucleotide messenger RNA. The record is from RefSeq and is a predicted model, not a curated record. NCBI's taxonomy places the organism in Eukaryota, Viridiplantae, Streptophyta, Magnoliopsida, Fabales, Fabaceae.
AUGUCGAAGGACUUGUCGGAAGGAGAGAAGGGAAAUCCGGUCAGUGACGCGUCAGCUCACGGCGAUGCCAACAGAGCCAGGCUGCCUAGAAUCAGUUCUGCCGAUGCCAUGGAGACUUGGGCCAACAGUCAGAAAGGGAAGAAGCUCUACAUUGUACUCGUCAGAUACCAUGGUUAUCCUGUGUUCAUAGUUGGAAAAUAUGUAGAUGCCAACUUUGAAGGGACACCUUUGUUUCAUGGUGAUCCUGCUAAGAAAGAGUUUGGUGAACAACUAUUAUCCCAUGUUGAUACAUUCAACAAUGACGCGUCCUCUUCAUUGAAAGGGGGUGUUGUACAGCAAGCUAGUUAUGCCUUUGAUUACUUGGAGAAUGCUCUUGGUAAAUUUGAUGAUGGGCCGUUCUUUCUUGGUCAAUUCAGUUUGGUGGAUAUUGCAUACAUUCCAUUUGUUGAAAGAUUCCAACCUGUCUCUGUUGACGUGUUCAAACAUGACAUCACCGAAGGAAGGCCAAAACUUGCAACGUGGAUUGAGGAGGUUAACAAGAUUGAUGCUUAUACAGAGACAAAAUUAGAACCCCAGGAAAUCGUUGAUAGAUUCAAGAAACGUUAUCUGUCUCAACAGUGAGCGUUGGAUUGGAUUUUUCUAAGACGACGUAGAUUAUCUUCAGUCAAAUAUCAGUUAUGUUUAUCUGCUAAAGUUGCACAUAGUUAUGUU